Messenger RNA from Glarea lozoyensis ATCC 20868, 675 nucleotides. RefSeq lists its product as uncharacterized. NCBI's taxonomy places the organism in Eukaryota, Fungi, Ascomycota, Leotiomycetes, Helotiales, Helotiaceae. The transcript has 2 exons. Bases 1 to 675 code for a protein of 224 amino acids. The record is from RefSeq and is a predicted model, not a curated record.
AUGUCGACCACUACCAGCCCAGUUGCCCCAGUCCAAACCCGCGAUAUUCGCUCGGCAUCCGUAGCCUACAAGCGUGAUAAAGACCACAGCACGAAAUGGGCCCGAGGUGUCCGACCAAUAGCAGGGCACCAAUACGAAUAUCCAGAGCCAAAUUCCUAUGGAGAGUUGGUGUUCACGGGCAAGGUCCGCCCAGAUGCCCGACAUCCAUUUAUUGGCGAAAAAGACCACCGCAGCCCAAAGGCAAACUAUCUUGGUGCUGAGGACAUCUCUAGUCUAGCAAAUCGACGCUAUUCCCAUAAAGUUGACACUUUCCACGAGUCAAACGAUCACACGACCAACCCCCUUUCUAAGUCUCUUCUCUCCAUGCUUCCUCAGCAUAUGAACAACGCCACUCCCGCUAUCUCCACUCGCGAGCCAGACACUUUGUUCAGCUAUGAUACCCGCGGACCAACUCCAGGUCAAAAGGCUAGUCGUGUAGCUCUUGGGGGUCUGAUUGAGCAGGCAGAGCAGAAAUGGAUCGCCGAACAGACCGAGAAGAUCAUUCGUGGAGAAUACGAGGUACUUGAUGCACAAGGCGAGAAGACGGUCUUGAAGAAGGGGAAGAGAUCGCCAAAGCAGAAGCCUAAGGAGGUGCAGCCUGUUGUAGACGAGGAUGAUGGAUUCGAACUUGUUUAA